AUGAGUUCAGAGGAGUUCCCGCCCGCGGGCGACGUGUCGCUCUGCGACACGCGCCCUCGGGUUCCUCCCCCCGCGAAGCGCGCGCGGCGCCCGAGCACAGACGACGAAGAAUGGCAUCCUUCGCACGUCCGCGAGGAGAAGGCUGACCGGCGAGGGCCUUCGCUUCCCGCCUUGAGUCUGAGGGUCGGCGGCUUCCGAGACUACGGCGCCAAACUGUCUCUGAAGGCUGACCACGCGCACCGCCCCCUCUGGGUCUGUCAGGACGGAUCCAUUCUCCUCGAGACCUUCUCGUCCGCCAGCCGGCAAGCGAACGAGCUCCUCCUCACCAUGGCGGAGCCGAUCUGCAGGGGUGACUUCGUCCACGAGUUCCAGAUCACGAUUUUCUCGCUGUACGCGGGCAUCAGCAUCGGGCUCUCCUGCGAAGACAUGAUUUCGAAUCUGGAGAAGUUCAGUAAGAACGCGAUUCCCGAGGACUUGGUUGUGCAGAUUCAGAAGGUGGCCUCGGCCUUCGGCAAAGUGAAGCUCGUGUUGAACGAGAACAAGUACUACAUCGAAUCGGCGGAGAAGAAGGAGUUGGACUACUUGCUCUCGAAUCCGCUGAUUCGCAGCUCCGCGGUCGUUCACCGGCGCCCGGAACUACCGCAGACCGCCCAGCUGCCUUCGCUCGUGAUGCCGCCUGUCUCUUCUCUCUCGAAACCUGCUGCGGGUCCUGUUGUCAGCAACGACGGGUUGUACGUGGUCGCGAAUGCGCCCACGCUCGACGCGUCUCAGCUGGCCUUUCCGGUCACCGAGCACGACGAGGAGACGGGCCCCGGGGCGGGCCUCGCCCGCGCCGAGAAGGGAGACGCCGCGACCGCGGUCGGCGGGGCUCCAGGCGGCCCAGGCGCCCCAGGAGGCGACGCACAGGGCUCGCAGCAGACAGGGUCUCGAGACAAGAGACCGCGCGACGAGCCAGAAGAACGAAGAGAGGCAGAGGGAGGGAGCGCGAAGCAGGCCCCCGCGUCGCCACCGAGGGCUUCGUCGGCAGGCGACGAGGGAGACAGCGCGAAACAGAAGAAGGCGACCACGGCGCCGGCGCGGCAGGUAUUCUCCUUCCAAGUGAGCAGCGACCGCGUCGAGGAGGUCAAGCGCCUCUCUGUGGAGACCAUGCACCGCCCGCUGCUCAACGAGUACGACUUUCGGCGCGACAAAACCAACAAGAACCUCUCCUCGCUCCUCUUGAAGUCCAGCACAAAAAUUCGUUAUUAUCAGGAGCGAGCCCUGCGGAAAAUGUUUAGCAACGGCCGAGCGCGCUCAGGCAUCAUUGUCCUGCCCUGUGGCGCAGGGAAGACUUUAACAGGCAUCACAGCAGCGUGCACACUUCGCAAAUCUGUUAUGGUUUUGACGACGAGCGCGGUUGCAGUCGAUCAGUGGAGGAAGCAGUUCGAAGAGUACACGACCAUCGACUCUUCUCGCCUUCUUACCCUCACUGCGGAAACCAAACAAAGCCUGUGGCAAGUUGACGAGGCUGGCGUGUUGGUGAGCACCUACACGAUGCUUGCCUUCAGCGGCCGCCGCAGUCUGGCAGCUGAGCGGAUCAUGCAGCAAAUUCGCGAGCGCGAGUGGGGGUUGCUUAUCUUCGACGAAGUGCAGUUCGCCCCCGCUCCCGCCUUCCGCAGAAUCAACGACCUUGUCAAGAGCCACUGCCGCCUCGGCUUGACGGCGACGCUUGUGCGCGAGGACGACCUCAUCAAAGACCUGCAGUGGCUCAUCGGUCCGAAGCUCUUCGAGGCGAAUUGGAUCGAACUGCAGGACCAAGGUUUCCUCGCGCGCGUCUCUUGCCAGGAAGUCUGGUGCCCGAUGACUGCGGACUUUUAUCGCGAAUACCUCCGGUGUUCGCAUGCGAAACAGAGGAAGCUCUGGGUAUGCAACCCGACGAAACUGAUGACCUGCGAGUGGCUGCUGCGCUACCACGAAGCACGGGGAGACAAAAUUCUGGUUUUCAGCGACAACGUUUUUGCGCUGCUCCACACGGCGAAGGCGCUCAACCGGCCCUUCAUCUACGGACAAGUCAGCGCCGUCGAACGCGUCGCGAUUCUGAACAAAUUCAAGAAUGAGUCGACCUUCAACUCCCUUUUCCUGUCCAAAGUCGGCGACAACGCGAUCGAUAUUCCUUGCGCUAACGUUGUCAUUCAAAUUUCCUUCAACUUCGCGUCUCGCCGGCAGGAGGCCCAGCGUCUAGGUCGCAUUCUGCGUGCGAAGCCCCAGGCGGCGGACGAAGGCGAGAGCUUCAACGCAUUUUUCUACUCGCUGAUUUCGAAAGACACGCUGGAGAUGGUCUACGCCGACAAGCGCCAGCAGUUCAUCAUCGAUCAGGGCUACGCUUACAAAGUGAUUCAUAGCCGGGAUCUGCCGAUGGAGCCCGACAAGUUGAUUUACGGCGAUCAACAACGCCAGCGCGAGAUCCUAACAGACAUUCUCGCUUCAGAUGACAACGACAGGAGCUUAGACGACGACGAAGACGACUCGUCGCGGAAUAUCCUGGCCUCGCUUGCGGGCGAGAGACAGUCGCUAUUCAGCAACGCCGCUCGACGCGACGGGAGCUGGGGCGCCGACGCCGACGACCGGCGCGCGGACGGAUUCAGCGAGGGCGCGCUUGGCUUUGACGCGGCACACGUUCAGCACGUGCCUGGAGGCUUGGCGCGGUUUUCAGGCGACGGCGGAUUCGCGCCCUUCGGCUCUCGACCUGCAGGCGGAGGCCGCGGCGGCCGCGGCGGCCGCGGCGGGCGGGCUUCGGGGCUCGACGUGAAGUCGAUGCAUCCUCUCUUCAGAGGUUUCCACGGGAAGAAAUAA
Molecule: messenger RNA, 2832 nt
Organism: Besnoitia besnoiti
Lineage: Eukaryota; Apicomplexa; Conoidasida; Eucoccidiorida; Sarcocystidae
Product: TFIIH basal transcription factor complex helicase XPB subunit
Exons: 15
Coding region: 1-2832 (943 amino acids)
Biological process (GO): transcription initiation at RNA polymerase II promoter; nucleotide-excision repair
Cellular component (GO): transcription preinitiation complex; transcription factor TFIIH holo complex; nucleotide-excision repair factor 3 complex
Molecular function (GO): ATP binding; hydrolase activity; 3'-5' DNA helicase activity
Source: RefSeq, a predicted model, not a curated record